Molecule: messenger RNA, 947 nt
Organism: Lucilia cuprina (Australian sheep blowfly)
Lineage: Eukaryota; Metazoa; Arthropoda; Insecta; Diptera; Calliphoridae
Product: peritrophin-55-like
Exons: 2
Coding region: 160-822 (220 amino acids)
Cellular component (GO): extracellular region
Molecular function (GO): chitin binding
Source: RefSeq, a predicted model, not a curated record
CAAAGAUAUUCUGAAAAUACAACUCAAGAACAUUUUGUAGACAUCGAAAAUAAAGAAAUCAAAUAAAUACCCAAUGAUUUGUAGAAAGUAAUCAGUGUUAACUAAAUCGUGUUUAGUGAACAACGUGAAUAGUGAAGCAAUUGAUCCAGUAUUAUUAAUAUGAAAUCUGUAUUUGUUUGUACUUUAGUGUUGGCAUUAGCCCAUUACGCUUUUGCCGGUGUCUGUGACAGCAAUGUAGACUACAAUUCAACUCUUAUAACUCCAUGCCUCGGCAAUGAUAUUAUAGUAUUAUGGCCGAAUUAUUUAAAUUUUAAUACUUAUUACAAAUGUGUGGAAUUUGGCAAACCCCAACUAAUGGAUUGCCCACCUAAUACAUACUUCACCUAUUACUUCCAACAAUGUACAGGUUGUGACAACUUUAUUCCAGCACCUACAUGCGAAUAUUUAAGUCAAACCACCGAUGUUGAAUGUGUACCUCUUGUAAAACCAACCACUGCUGCUCCUACAACUCUUAAAACUACGCCUUCCAAGACUACUCCCAUAGUUACUACUGCUCCUCCUUCCACUCCUGUACCUUCGACUCCCACAACUAAUAAACCUGAUCCUACAACUCCCAAAACUACUAAACCACCUAAAGUUACCACAACUGUGAAUCCAUCACCUCCAACCGGUACCGGACCUACAACAAAUGCGCCAUCAUCAGAUAUACCUCUACCUCCUAUUGCAUCAACAGUAAACACCAAGUACCCUACACCACCCGGCAUGCCACCAACACCACCAUCAUUUGGCACUCCUCCAUCGAUAGUACAACCAAAAAAUUAAUAAUUAAAACGUAGAUUUCACAUAAAAAGUAUAAAUUAUGAACUUGCCCCAAUAUUGGAAUUAUAGUCUUCUCUUAAGUAUUUAAUGAAAAAAUAAACACUAACAAUUGCUCUAAAUAAUUUAAA